AUGGUCGAAACCAGACGUGGUUCUUCUUCUUCCAAACGCUCUCUCUCUUCUCCUUCCCCUUCCAACGCCAAACGAUCCAAGGUUUCGGAGGAUGCUUCGUCUAACCCUUUGCCCUCUGUUCCCGUCAAGGAAUCUGUAACUGGUAACGAAUCUGGUGAACCUGAGAUACAGCGCUCUGAUCUAUCGGAAACGGCGUCGUUGAAGGUUGUUGAUGGGGAUAACAAUAAGCCUCCUUCUGUGCCAAUUGAAACUGAUCCUUUGGUGUCCUCUCAGUGUCCAGGUGAAACUGGAGAGAAAGCUAAGGCGGUGCAGCCGCUGGUUUCUUGUCGGAAGAAACGUACCGUGGCGAAACCGAUUCAUAAGGCUGCUGCGUGGGGGAAGCUUAUAUCUCAAUGUUCUCAGACUCCUCACUUGUCCAUUAGUGAUCCAAUCUUCACAGUUGGUCAAGGCCGUCAGAGUAAUUUGACGCUCAAGGAUCCUACCAUCGGUAAUGUUUUGUGCAAGUUGAGCCACAUAGAGCAACAUGGAGGUUCAUCAGUUGCCCUACUGGAAAUCACAGGGGGUAAAGGUGUUGUUCAAGUCAAUGGCAAGACUUACCGAAGGAAUGCCCGGCUGAUUUUGAAUGGAGGCGAUGAGGUGAUAUUUGGUGCUUCGGGAAAACAUGCUUAUAUCUUUCAACAGCUAAAAAGUAAUAAUGUUUCUACUGCUGGUAUACCUCCCGUGGGUAUUUUAGAAGCCCAUGGUGCUUCAAUGAAUGGGAUGCAAGUUGAAGCUAGAUCUGGAGACCCUUCGGAUGUUGCAGGAGCAUCAAUAUUGGCCUCUCUAUCUAAUAUUCCCAAGGAUUUAUCUCUCGUUUCACCUCCAGCUAAAACAUGCAAGAAACAAAAUUCUGAUAUUUCAUCACUGCCCUCUGGCAAUGGGGAUAAUGUUCCGGACAAUGAAAGGAAAGAUGCCACCAAUAAUGAUGAAUCGACUGGAGUUAUUUCUUCUGGCAAAGCUGUUCUUGCAUCCUCUACCAAUGUUAAUGAAAAUCCUAACCUUGACGCCAUGGAUGUUGAUGCCAAUGCGGAUACAAAUGUUGGGAAGAUGCCUGCUACUAAUUACGAAUUGAGGCCGUUAUUAAGCAUGCUUGCCGGCGGCUCAGGAACUGAAUUUGAUUUAAGUGGCAGCAUUCACAAGAUAUUAGAAGAUCGAAAGGAAUUAGGAGAACUCCUUAAAGGUGCUGAUACAACAACAUUAUUAGCAUCUACCAGGAGACAAGCAUUUAAGGACAGCCUAGAACAGAGAAUUCUCAAUGCUGAGGAUAUUGAUGUCUCUUUUGAGGCAUUCCCAUAUUAUUUAAGUGAUACAACAAAGAAUGUGUUGAUUGCUUCUACAUAUAUUCAUUUGAAGUGCAAUGGCUUUGGAAAAUAUGCUUCAGAUCUCCCGUCGGUGUCCCCACGGAUAUUGUUAUCUGGUCCUUCAGGUUCUGAAAUAUAUCAGGAAACUUUGUCCAAGGCACUUGCUAAGCAUUUUGGUGCCAGACUACUGAUUGUGGAUUCACUUUCGCUGCCCGGUGGAACACCAUCGAAGGAAGCUGAUUCUGCCAAAGAAAGUUCAAAGCCUGAAAGGCCAUCUGUUUUGUCUAAGAGAAGUAGCCAGGCUCCUACAUUACAUCAUAGGAAACCCACUUCUAGUGUUGAUGCUGAAAUUAUCGGUGGAUCUACAUUAAGUUCGCAGGCUAUGCUGAAGCAAGAGGUUUCUACUGCAUCAUCAAAAGGCAUUGCUCUUAAAAAAGGUGAUCGAGUAAAAUUUGUUGGUAACUUUCCACCCACUGUCUCAUCACUGCAAAAUUAUUCUUCAAGUGGUAGAGGACCAAGCUAUGGUUUCAGGGGCAAGGUUGUACUUGCUUUUGAAGACAACGAUUCUUCAAAAAUUGGGGUCAGGUUUGAUAAAUCAAUUCCAGAUGGCAAUGACCUUGGGGGCCAUAUAGAAGAUGAUCAUGGGUUCUUUUGUUCUGCAAGCCACUUACAACGGAUAGAGAGUUCAGGAGGGGAUGACGACAAAGUUGCAAUUAAUGAAAUCUUUGAGGUUGCCUCUAAUCAAUGUAAAACUGGUGCACUUGUUUUGUUCAUUAAAGAUAUAGAAAAGGCGAUGGUUGGGAACAAUGAUGUUUUGAAAAGUAAAUUUGAAACCCUACCACAAAAUAUUGUGGUAAUUGGCUCAAAUACUCAGCUGGACAGUCGUAAGGAGAAGAGCCAUCCUGGGGGACUUCUGUUUACAAAGUUUGGGAGCAAUCAGACAGCUCUACUUGAUCUUGCUUUUCCGGAUAACUUUAGCAAACUACAUGAUAGGAGCAAAGAAAGCUCCAAAGUAACGAAGCAACUCAACCGCCUUUUCCCAAACAAAGUGACAAUACAGUUGCCUCAGGAUGAGGCUUUACUUUCGGAUUGGAAGCAGCAGUUAGAUCGUGAUAUUGAAACUAUGAAAGCACAUUCCAAUGUUGUCAUGCUUCGAUCGGUUCUCAAAAGAAUCGGAUGGGAUUGUUCUGACCUUGACACUAUUUGCAUCAAAGAUCAAACCAUGACUACAGAAAAUGUGGAGAAGAUCAUUGGCUGGGCUAUAAGUUAUCAUUUUAUGCAUUCAUUUGAAGCUUCUACCAAAGAAGUAAAGCGUGUGAUAUCUGCAGAAAGCAUUAAGUAUGGGUUAGACAUUCUUCAGGGCGUGCAAAAUGAGAACAAGAGUGUAAAAAAGUCACUGAAGGACGUGGUUACUGAUAAUGAAUUUGAGAAAAAGUUGCUUGGUGAUGUUAUUCCACCAACUGAAAUUGGAGUCACAUUCGAAGAUAUUGGAGCUUUAGAAAAUGUGAAGGAUACCUUGAAGGAAUUGGUCAUGCUUCCUCUUAAAAGACCUGAACUGUUUUGUAAAGGACAACUAACUAAGCCUUGCAAAGGAAUAUUGCUUUUCGGUCCCCCCGGCACAGGAAAAACAAUGCUCGCAAAGGCUGUAGCAACUGAAGCUGGAGCAAAUUUCAUAAACAUUUCAAUGUCAAGUAUUACUUCCAAGUGGUUUGGUGAAGGAGAAAAAUAUGUCAAAGCUGUCUUCUCGCUUGCCAGCAAAAUUGCUCCAAGUGUUAUAUUUGUUGAUGAGGUUGAUAGUAUGUUAGGCAGACGUGAAAACCCCGGUGAGCAUGAGGCUAUGCGUAAAAUGAAGAAUGAGUUUAUGGUUAAUUGGGAUGGUUUGCGUACAAAAGAAAAAGAGCGUAUACUUGUACUUGCUGCAACAAAUAGGCCUUUUGAUCUUGAUGAGGCUGUUAUUAGGAGGCUUCCACGGAGAUUGAUGGUUGAUUUGCCGGAUGCUCCGAAUAGAGGAAAAAUUCUGAGUGUCAUUUUAGCAAAAGAAGAUUUGGCACCCGAUGUUGAUUUGGAAGCAAUAGCAAAUAUGACUGACGGAUACUCUGGAAGUGACCUAAAGAAUCUGUGUGUCACAGCAGCUCACUGCCCAAUUAGGGAGAUCUUGGAAAAGGAAAAGAAGGAAAGAAGCUUAGCAUUGUCAGAGAACAAACCUGAACCUGAAUUGUGUAGUAGUGCAGACAUUCGUCCCUUAAAGAUGGAGGAUUUCAGAUAUGCACAUGAGCAGGUGUGUGCAAGUGUGUCAUCGGAGUCGACAAAUAUGAAUGAACUACAACAAUGGAAUGAUCUUUAUGGAGAAGGCGGAUCUCGAAAAACGAGAUCUUUAAGUUACUUCAUGUAA
Messenger RNA from Lathyrus sativus (Indian pea), 3732 nucleotides. The record is from the annotation of a GenBank genome assembly. Lineage: Eukaryota; Viridiplantae; Streptophyta; Magnoliopsida; Fabales; Fabaceae.